AUGCGCGGGAGCGGGCAGGCCCUAGGCCGCUUCGCUAUUUCCAUCCUCUCUGGGGAUUGCUCAGUUUGGCGGGGGCGGGGGCGGGGGCGGGGAGAGGGGCGGUCCCGGGGGAUGGGCGGUCCCUGGGCGUCCCCGCGGCGUGGAAGGCUGGGAAGAAGUUUGAGAGGAACAGUAGAGAGUGCGGGGGAGGCGGCGGAAAGCACUCACCACCCGGGCCGGCCUGAAACGCCUUCCCCGGGGGCCGCUGCCUACGACUCACUUCCCGGGCUUCGAUUUACGCGAAAACUCCUGGGGCUGGUGAGGGUGAUCGUGCAAAGCAUGAGCUCGGGAGUUCCUUCUCUUUCCGAAAUCCGUCCACGUUUUAUUAUUUCAUCUUUAUUCGCCGGUUUCUCCAACAAACGUUUAUUGAGCAAUGAAGUACUUGGAAAGCUCUUUGUGUCUGCUGUCAAGGUGUUCUGCUGUUCUUUACUGUGGAUAUCCGUUGGCUGUUCUAUGGUGUUGCUGUUCUCACCCCGUCAGAUGCCCGGUGGCUUCUCUCUGUUUCCUCCUGCAAAGAUGUCAAUACCAUACAGAGACAAGGGUCUCCCUGCAUUGCCCGGUCUGAAGUGCAGAGGUGCAAUCAUAGCUCUUUGCAGUCUUGGCUUCCCAGUCUCAGGGUUCUCCAGGCUGGAAGAGGCAAGGAAGGAUUCUCCCCUAGAGCCUCCGGGGGGAGCUCAGCCCUGCUGACACAUUGAUUUUGGACUUCUGGACUUUAGAACUGUAGAGAAAACAUUUCUGUUGUUUUAAACCAUGAAGCUUGUGAUAAUUUGCUACAGUAGCCUCAAUAAACAAAUACAAUGUCCUUUCCUUGCUCUAGCCCUAGUAUUAGCUAUUUCUCAAGGACCCCUGGUUCCUUGGUGUAAAAUGUAUGUCCAUGAAUUCACACUGAUCUCUCUAGUUUCUACCUACAAUCACAAUUUUCACACCCGUCUUCUUUUUUUCCAUAUUAAUACCUUCCUUCUCUAACAGUGAGAAACCACCUGGUUCUCAAUAUAUUAUUAGUUGAAUACCCCAUAUGUAUGUAAAUUAGUUCCCAUUGUUGCUGGUGGAGGGUGUUCAGGUUCUUGGUGUCUUGAACACAGAAUUGGACAAAACGCACAAACAAAGCAGUGAAAAAAUGAAGCAACAAAAGCAGAGAUUUAUUGAAAGCAAACUACACUCUGCAGAGUAAAAUUGGGCUGAGCAAGAGGCUCAAGAGCCAGGUUACAGAAUUUUCUGGGGUUUAAAUACUCUUGAGAUUUUCCAUUGGUUACUUCGUAUACACCCUAUGUAAAGGAAGUAGUGGCCCUUGUUCAGUCUGAUUGGUUGUGGGAAGGGACCAAUCAGAGGCUGAAAUGAAGUCACAAAGUUACACGCUAUGCAAAUAUCCGAUUGGUUGUGCAAAGUGACCGAUCGGAGGCUGAAGUAAAGUUACAAAGUUAUACUUCCAGGCAAAUGAAGCCUUGGCCGGUGACCAGCCUGACUGGUUGCAGGAGGGGACAAAUCAGAGGUACUUUGAAUUUUUCAUCUGCCACAGAGAAAAGGGGUGGUUUGCAAAGGGA
Messenger RNA from Cercocebus atys (sooty mangabey), 1580 nucleotides. RefSeq lists its product as uncharacterized. Bases 1 to 726 code for a protein of 241 amino acids. Lineage: Eukaryota; Metazoa; Chordata; Mammalia; Primates; Cercopithecidae. The transcript is spliced from 4 exons. The record is from RefSeq and is a predicted model, not a curated record.